GUGCCUCGGGGGGGAGAAGCCCGAGUAGGGGCCGGGGCGCAGAGCCCCCCAGCCUGGGCGCAGCCCCCUCGGUCCCUGCUGCCCGGGCCGGGCACGGGCGGCUCGGCGGGUGGAUGCGGCUGCCAUGGGGCGCGGGGCUCCCCUCGGACCGUGCCUGCUGCGGGCAGCGCUGCUGCUCGCCCUCUGCCCCGCCGCGGGCAGCACCUGGAUGUGGCUGGGCAUCGCUGCCGCCGGCGGGCCCGAGAAGCCGGGCUGCGCCAGCCCGCCGCUGAGCCGGCCGCAGCAGGAGCUGUGCGAGCAGAAGCCGGAGCUGAUGCCCGCGGUCCGGGAGGGAGCGCGCCUGGGGCUGCAGGAGUGCCGCAGCCAGUUCCGACACGAGCGCUGGGACUGCCGCUCGCCGCCCGCCGCCCGCCGCGGCACCGCCGGCCCCGCCGCCUUCGGGCAGCUGCUCAGCAGCGGCACCAAGGAGGUGGCGUUCGUGUCGGCGGUGACGGCGGCGGGCGUGGCGCACGCGGUGACCCGCUGGUGCAGCGCGGGGAACGCCACCGAGUGCUCCUGCGACGGCUCCCUGCGGCACGGCGGCCCCGCCAGCCAGGCCUGGCACUGGGGCGGCUGCUCCGACGACGUCCGCUACGGAAUGGCCUUCAGCAGGAUGUUCCUGGACCCGCCGCUCCGCAACGCGACGGGCCGGAGCGGGAGCGGGCUGGUGGCCAUGAACCUGCACAACAACGAGGCUGGCAGGCAGGCUGUAGCAAAGCUGAUGUCGGUGGACUGCCGUUGUCAUGGUGUUUCUGGCUCCUGUGCUGUGAAAACCUGUUGGAAAACCAUGUCAUCCUUUGAAAAGAUCGGCCGGUUUUUAAAGGAUAAGUACGAAAACAGCAUCCAAGUAUCAGACAGACUGAAAAAAAAGCUACGCAGGAAAGAGAAAAGCCAGAGGAAAAUACCAAUAGGGAAGGAGGACCUGCUGUACGUGAACAAAUCUCCCAAUUACUGUGUGGAGGACCAGAAGCUGGGGAUCCCCGGGACGCAGGGCAGGGAGUGUAACCGCACGUCGCAGGGCCCCGAGGGCUGUAACCUGCUGUGCUGCGGGCGCGGCUACAACACGCGGGUGGUGCGGCGGGCGGAGCGCUGCGAGUGCCGCUUCGUCUGGUGCUGCUUCGUGCGCUGCCGCCGCUGCGAGAGCGUCACCGACCUGCACACCUGCAAGUAGCCCGGGCACGGGACGUGGCCAGCGUCCAGCCUGAGGGGUGCGCACGGCUGCGGCGGGGGAGCAGCCGGCACCGAGCGGCGUUUCGGAGGGACCCGCCCCAAUGGGGACAGGCAGUGCGUGCUCCAAGCAAGCCUCGACUGAAAGGACGGCUGAGCACACAGCUGGCUGCAUGCAGGGACAGCUUACACAGCAAAAAGGACUCCUGAUGACACAUUCGAACGUGUUACGCCGUGAGCAGGGACAGAUGAUAACUUUUCAAGUGUUUAAUGGACACAAUGUCCUGAAGAUCCAUGUGGUGGGUUGGCACAGUGGAGAAAUCUCAAGAUCUCAUUAGCCAGAGAGUUUGUAAGACACGCUAGAUACAGUCCUUAUGUCUGUGCUUUUAAAACUGGAGCUACUUGGAUCCAGUAGAUAGUUCAUUUCUGCAGGCUUCAGAAAAACCCACAAAGACAGGGAAAGGGUUCAGCUGUUGACCACGAAGCAUUUGCUUUGCAGCCGUUCAGCAAAGUGCCUUCUGCAGAAUGGGCAGGACAGCUUCGGGAAGCGAGGAACGUGUGAGACUGCAGAGAGCUCAGCAGGGUCUGCCUGGAGCAGGAGGGUCAAGCUGUGCCCAGGGAGAGAGGCAGGAGCACAGCUUGGUGAGUGUGAAUGGGGUACCAAAUAGCAGCCUCAGGAUUUUUAAUAGAUUUUUAAUAAUUAAUGUCCUUCAAACAAGUCUGAGAAGGGACAGAAAUACAGUUUGAUAUUUGAAGGAAAUAAAACCCUCUGCAGGCAUUUCCUGAGUAUCUGAGCACACAUUUUGUGAGUCAGCUGGUCAAGAGUCACCCCACUCUUGAAUUCUAUGCAAUAACCUACCACAUUCAACCAUCUCACUGGUGGUUCACCAUCAUUAUCAAAAUUAAGCACAUGAGAUUUAGCCCAAAGGAAUCUACCAUAAAAUAUUUUUUAAAAAAAUAUUUUCUUUACAGAAUCAGCAGCUAGAAUUUUUAAUUAGGUUGCAUCCUCAGUAAGCUGACUGCACAAUGUUAUUUAUGGAUUGGCACACAACACUAAAAUAUUUAAACUGUUAAUGAUAACAUUUUCUCUGUCUCCAUAUGUUGGCUUAAUUUUAUUUUCAUCUGUAAAAUGUUGUUUAUUUUUAUGCAGUGAUUUAAUGCCUGGCUUUAAAAGCAUCAUGUGAAAGGAUUACUGUUGUUUAAUUGUGCAAAGUACUAUUUUUGAUAAAACAAAAAAGUUUAUAUUUUGUAAAUAUUUAAAUUAUGCAAGUUAUGUAAAAGGUUUCCAGAACUAAUGUGAUAAGACUACAGCCCUUAAGAUCUGUUGGGUAGAUAUUUGUUAAUAUUGUAGUAGCCUUUAAUUGAUUUUUAUUUGCAUGUGCUGGGGGAAAUUAGUCAGAGAACUGCCUAAGUGUUAGGGUUUUUUAUCAUCAGGGUGGUUAUAACUAUUGCAGUUCAUACACACUGAUGAGAAACACUUACUAUGAUUUUCUAAAUGGUUGGUUAAUUAGUAUUCUGCAUACUUUCUUUUUAUUAUUCUCUUAAAUGAAUUUUACCAACACUGAAAUCCCAGCUCCAGCAUUAAGUAUUCCCACCGAAAUCAAGGGAACUUGAAGGGUUUGCAACCCCUUAACUUCUUCCAUGCUAACAGACAGUUUUUACAAACUUGGCACAGUUUGGCUGAGGCUUUUGAAGCUACUUUAAAGAAUCCAUUUCCUAGCUGUCAGUAUUUUCCCAGGAAAGAUGGUGUCCAGAUUCUUAACUGUCACUCUUUAUUGGAUGUGUAGGAAGAAGGAAACAAAAUCUUCUCUGAUGUGGUAUUUCACUGCCUUAUGUGGAUUAUUUUAGGAAUAUCAAACAAAGUUUUCAUACCUGCAUACUUCAAAUUAUAAUAAACAGAUGAUGUUCAUUUUA
This is a messenger RNA of Oenanthe melanoleuca, 3120 nucleotides long. RefSeq names its product Wnt family member 16 (gene WNT16). Gene Ontology annotation, molecular function: cytokine activity; frizzled binding. NCBI's taxonomy places the organism in Eukaryota, Metazoa, Chordata, Aves, Passeriformes, Muscicapidae. Gene Ontology annotation, cellular component: extracellular region. Bases 125 to 1210 code for a protein of 361 amino acids. The transcript has 4 exons. The record is from RefSeq and is a predicted model, not a curated record. Gene Ontology annotation, biological process: neuron differentiation; canonical Wnt signaling pathway; cell fate commitment.